AUGGAGAAAUUAUUGCACUGGUCCAUCGCCCAACAAGCUGGUGAUAAAGAAGCAUUGGCCAAGAUUGGAGAGCCAGAUCCUAAAUUAUUGAACCAAUUGUUUGGAGGUCCAGAUGAAGUGGCUUUAAUGAAGGAAAGUAUUGCAAUCGCUCACAACCCUAAAGUUGAGGACAAAGAUAAAGCAAUUGCGUUGGAAAAUUUUGAAAUGUUAAUUGAAAAUAUGGAUAAUGCAAAUAACAUUGAAAACUUGGGAUUGUGGCAUCCAAUUGUCGACUUGUUGAAAAACGAUGUCCCCGAUGACUUGAGGGUGAUUGUUUGUGGUAUUAUUGAUACAGCUGUUCAAAAUAACCCCAAAUCGCAAGAAGGUUUCGAGAAAACUAAUGCGUUGCAAGAGUUGGUCAAGAUUGCUAAAGAUGGUCAACAAAACAAGUCCUUGCAAAACAAAGCUCUUUUUGCAAUCUCCUCAUACAUAAGAAACUUUAAGCCAGGGUACAAACAAUUUGAUGAAUCAUCCGGCUGGGAUUUGAUCAAGUUUGAUUCUAAAGAUUCGAAAUUCGAUUUGAGAAUUUUGUCACUUGUGUCAUCGAUAUUAAGCAAUGGUUUGGAUAGUGAUCUUGAAAAUAGAUUCAGAAGUUCCAAACUAGUUCACUACCUUGCUUCAGUGUUGAACUUGGACUCAAAUACCAAUUUAGUUGACAAAUCUUUAAACAUCAUUUCUGAGUUACAUCGUUUAAAGUAUGACUUCACGGAUGAAGAAACUUAUGAAGUAGACAGAGGAAUCCAAGUGGUUGAGGGAUUGAGUGAUAAAAUUAACAUUGACGAUCUCACUCGUGCAAAACAAGUUACAAAGAAGUAA
Lodderomyces parapsilosis is the source of this 855-nucleotide messenger RNA. RefSeq lists its product as uncharacterized. The record is from RefSeq and is a predicted model, not a curated record. Bases 1 to 855 code for a protein of 284 amino acids. NCBI's taxonomy places the organism in Eukaryota, Fungi, Ascomycota, Pichiomycetes, Serinales, Debaryomycetaceae. The transcript has a single exon.